CCGCCGCACUUUGAUAAUUCCGCCUCUUUCUAGCUCUUAACGGAUUUCUCAAAGAGCUUCAGUACUUGAAAACCCACAAAACUCCCACAUUGCCUCUUCCAUUAUAUCCUCCUCAUCUCAGAUCUUCUUCCCCGUGCCUUAGAUUUCGCACUUGUUUCCUCUCAUUCUUCACUUACCAGGAAACAAAAUGCAGUCCUCGUUUUCGCUCUCCUGCUCUCAGGCCACUACAGUUCCCAGAUCAAAUUACACCUUCGAUUCCCUCCCUUUUGCUCCCUCCAAGCCUAUAAAUCUCCGUUUCUGUGGUCUGAGAAGGGAGGCCUUGGGCUUCUCUUCUCUUUCUCGGUCUCACUUUCGGCGAGGACUUCAGCUUCAUACUCCAACUCGCUCAAAAAGAAUUUCAGCUUCCCUUGUUGAUAAUGGAAGCCCUCCAAAGUCGUUUGAUUACGAUCUGAUCAUUAUCGGAGCUGGUGUUGGUGGUCAUGGAGCUGCACUUCAUGCCGUCGAAAAGGGCCUAAAGACUGCUAUCAUUGAGGGAGAUGUGGUGGGAGGCACAUGUGUAAACAGGGGAUGUGUUCCUUCAAAGGCUCUUUUGGCUGUCAGUGGUAGGAUGCGUGAACUUCAGAGUGAGCAUCAUAUGAAAGCUUUAGGUCUGCAGGUUUCAGCAGCUGGCUAUGACAGACAGGGAGUUGCUGAUCAUGCAAAUAACCUUGCUUCAAAAAUUCGUAACAAUUUAACAAAUUCAUUGAAGGCACUAGGUGUGGACAUAUUGACUGGUGUUGGCACAAUUUUGGGCCCACAAAAGGUGAAAUAUGGGAAAGCUGGUUUUCCUGACAACAUAGUGACUGCAAAAGAUAUAAUUAUAGCUACUGGUUCUGUUCCUUUUGUCCCCAAGGGUGUUGAAGUUGAUGGGAAGACUGUAAUUACAAGUGACCAUGCACUCAAACUGGAGUUUGUUCCUGAUUGGAUUGUAAUUGUAGGAAGCGGUUAUAUUGGUCUAGAAUUUAGUGAUGUAUAUACUGCACUUGGAAGUGAGGUCACCUUUGUUGAAGCUCUAGAUCAGCUUAUGCCUGGCUUUGAUCCUGAGAUUGGGAAGUUGGCUCAAAGAGUACUAAUAAAUCCAAGGAAAAUUGACUAUCAUACUGGAGUAUUUGCAAGCAAGAUCACUCCAGCAAAGGAUGGGAAACCUGUCACUAUUGAGCUUAUUGAUGCGAAAACCAAGGAACAAAAAGAUACUUUGGAGGUAGAUGCAGCUUUAAUUGCAACUGGAAGGGCUCCGUUCACAAAUGGUCUUGGCUUGGAGAAUAUCAAUGUGGUGACGCAACGUGGUUUUGUCCCUGUCGAUGAGCGUAUGCGUGUUAUUGAUGCUGAUGGAAAUCUGGUACCUCACUUGUAUUGUAUUGGUGAUGCAAAUGGUAAAAUGAUGCUUGCUCAUGCAGCCAGCGCACAAGGAAUUUCAGUGGUUGAACAAAUCACCGGAAGAGAUCAUGUGCUAAAUCAUUUAAGCAUUCCAGCAGCUUGUUUCACUCAUCCUGAAAUCAGUAUGGUUGGAUUGACAGAGCCUCAAGCAAGGGAGAAAGGUGAAACAGAAGCAUUUGAAGUAAGUGUUGCCAAGACAAGUUUUAAGGCCAACACAAAGGCCCUUGCAGAAAAUGAAGGAGAGGGGCUUGCUAAGUUGAUAUACAGACCUGAUACUGGAGAGAUACUCGGAGUUCAUAUUUUUGGGUUGCAUGCUGCUGAUCUCAUUCAUGAAGCAUCCAAUGCUAUUGCUCUGGGGACCCGUAUUCAGGAUAUAAAAUUUGCUGUUCAUGCACAUCCAACUCUGUCUGAAGUCCUUGAUGAACUUUUUAAAUCAGCAAAGCUGAAGACAGCACCAUCCAUGUACAAGCUAGUGACCGAAGUUUUUAAUUUAUGGGGCAGGUUGAAGCUCAUGUUUCAAGCCAGGUGAGUGAACCAGUUGCAGUCUAGGCAUCUCAGUACUAAUAGUACAAAAUUUUGAAGAAAUUUGCUUGUGUUAAAAAGUGCCAAGGAACUAUAUGCUCCUAGACUGGAGAAGUCAACAAAUAUGUUCUGCUAUUAGAAGAAACAUCUUAAAAAAAUUUUACGAUUUUCUUGGAAGUCGGUGGGAUGGGAAUAUCUUUUGGGUGUUGCAUUGGUUUCUUGAGCUUGUUGUAAAUCUGUUUAAAUACCAGUCCAUAGGUAUUUAAGUGUAAGAUGAAUUUUAUGCUAUAAUUUGGACAAUGACUCCACAUGAGUUCGUAAUAGAGUUCAGCAUUCUGAUGUUA
Messenger RNA from Hevea brasiliensis (rubber tree), 2282 nucleotides. Its product is annotated as dihydrolipoyl dehydrogenase 2, chloroplastic. Gene Ontology annotation, molecular function: flavin adenine dinucleotide binding; dihydrolipoyl dehydrogenase (NADH) activity. Bases 188 to 1945 code for a protein of 585 amino acids. Gene Ontology annotation, cellular component: mitochondrion; oxoglutarate dehydrogenase complex. The transcript has 15 exons. Lineage: Eukaryota; Viridiplantae; Streptophyta; Magnoliopsida; Malpighiales; Euphorbiaceae. The record is from RefSeq and is a predicted model, not a curated record.